Branchiostoma belcheri (Belcher's lancelet) is the source of this 679-nucleotide messenger RNA. RefSeq lists its product as uncharacterized. Lineage: Eukaryota; Metazoa; Chordata; Leptocardii; Amphioxiformes; Branchiostomatidae. Gene Ontology annotation, molecular function: acyltransferase activity, transferring groups other than amino-acyl groups. The record is from RefSeq and is a predicted model, not a curated record. The transcript is spliced from 5 exons. Bases 158 to 679 code for a protein of 173 amino acids.
AGUAUCGGUUCCGGGUCACUCGGAGUUGAGUUUUGUCUGAAGCAUAACUUGUGCGUGGCGGUAUGGUAAACCACAGUUUCCCUAGGGGUGUCAGCCUACUGUCCACGAAAUCGUGAAAGUUCUCUCUCCACGUCAGCACGACGACACAGGGAGAGGCAUGGCGAACCAAGACAGCCCCCACCUGACUUACCGUGAAGCCACACACAGUGACUACGACGCCGUCAUGAACAUAGCGUCAGUAGACACAUUCCGGGACGGGUUCGACUACCUGCCCGCCAAGUUUCACCAAUGGGUGGACGACCCAGACGUCAUAAUGUUAGUAGGCGAAGCUGACGGCAAAGUGCUUGGCGUGUAUGUGUGCAUCAUAACUGAUGGUGGGGCAAAUCUGAAAAACAAAACCUUUCGGAUGGCCCCAGAACUGCGGGGAAAGAAGUUUAUGGAUGGAAUGGGGUUUCAGCUAGAAAAAUCACUGCAGCUUCGUCUGCAUACAAGGCUGCUGCACCUGGAGCGACAUGCCCUGGCGGAUGACAUCAUGUACUUCCAAGGCAAGUCUAACGAAGUGCUGGAUAGUUUGGAAACCAAGGAUGUUCUUCCAUCUCCUCCACACCCACCAGUAGUGCCCUACCAACCUUCCGACAUGGCGCGGCUGGCAGAGCUUGUCAUGAGUACGAAGGGAUGA